AUGCAGAAGCGUCUUCAUGCUUCCACUUCCGACACCCUCACAGACAACCUAGAGGUCGCCUGCCAUAUACGGCGGAUUUGUCUCGGCCACCUUGAAGAAAUUCCCGACCUUGACUCCAAAGAUCUUCCCGGGACCCCCUGGUUCCGGCCCGAAACCGCGAUUUACUUGCACAAAGCAAAUCACCGCAAGACGACCAAGUUCUUCACGACAACUCGCCGAAUUAAAGAGGAUCCGUCCAUGCCAGAAGAUGCGAAGGAUAUCCUGCUCGGAAAGGCGCUCGUCUCUGAGUACCUGAGCAACCGCGAUGCGGUUUCCAUCGAUGGCGGCUCCCCUGAACUUGACAGCUUCGAUCCUCAUUCAAAGACCCGUGACAAGAUCAAAGCCCUUAAGCCGAAGUUGAAGGUCCUCCGCACUGAGGAGACCACUGAGGUCAAGGGCUGUCACCGGGUAAUUACGGUCGAAGUCCGUGAGAAGGCGGAUUUGCUUCCCCGCCCCUGUGAGCUGGAGGCCCUUGUCAUCUAUAUCAAAGAUGCCAUGCUCGGCCAGUCAAGGGUCAUCAAUGAUCCCCUACGUCGCUACGACGUUUGGAACGUCCAUCAUCACUUCCCGGUCCUGCUGGUAGUUCUGUACCCAGGAGCCAAAGCCCGAGUCAUUGUCGGCAGCUUCGACGGCAAUGAGCUCGAAGUCCAAUUCACUUCGGUGAUGGAAUUCAACGAAAAGUCCUUCCUCGUCCAACUAGAAGACCUAAUCGCGUGGGCUGUCCCCUUCUGUCUCUGGGACACAACCAACAUCCCGCGAUUAGCGCCCAUCGAGGAAGAAGAAGAAGAAGAAAGUAGCGAGCCAAGCACUACGAUGCCCCAAAUGACCCUCUCCUCCCCGCUCCCAACAUCGGCGAGAAGGCCCUCUCCCUUGGAGAAAACCCACAGACACUCCAAGGUGACGGCGAAAGCAGUAGCUGCGCGGCAGCGAAAGAAGAAGCAGAAGACCGUUACGACGGCCAGGAAGUCACGUCUGAGGAAGGAGGCGGUGACGAAGAAGAAGCUGUACCUCGCAGCUAUACAAAAACGACAAAAAACAAAAACAUGGAAAAACGAAUGA
This is a messenger RNA of Penicillium verhagenii, 1098 nucleotides long. RefSeq lists its product as uncharacterized. The transcript has 3 exons. The record is from RefSeq and is a predicted model, not a curated record. The coding region runs from base 1 to 1098 and encodes 365 amino acids. Lineage: Eukaryota; Fungi; Ascomycota; Eurotiomycetes; Eurotiales; Aspergillaceae.